GCAAUCCGACAAUACCUUUUUGUUCUACUAUUAAGCUGACGGAAGCUAAAGAUAAUAUAUUCCUAAUUUGGUGGUAGAGUAAAGUGAAAGAAUUUCUGAGAAAAAAAAUUACUGAAAGAAGUGAAAUACAAAACAAAAAAUAUGUCUACUGAAAGAAAUGAGAAGAAAUAUUCCAGAAUCCGUCCUGAUUCAGACGGCGAUGAUAUAGUGAUCUCCGGGAUGGCAGGAAAAUUUCCAAACUGUCGCAACAUAUCGGAAUAUGAAUACAAGCUUUAUAACAAGAUUGAUAUGGUGGACGACGAUGAGCGUCGUUGGCGUCACUUUAAUCCGGAAAUACCAAAACGUUCAGGAAAAAUCUCUGACAUCGAAAAGUUUGAUGCUACUUUCUUUGGAGUGCACUUUAAGCAAGCCCAUACAAUGGACCCCCAAACACGUAUUCUCAUCGAAACUGCGUACGAAGCCGUCAUAGAUGCAGGCAUUAACCCUAAGAGUCUACGUGGCUCAAAAACUGGAGUUUUCGUUGGAUCCUGUAUAUCUGAAUCGGAGAAAACCUGGUUUUACGAAAAGGUUUCAUCUGGCGGCUUUGGAAUAACUGGCUGCAGUCGGGCUAUGAUGGCCAACAGGAUUUCGUACUCCCUGGGACUGGAAGGUCCUUCGUUUUUACUGGAUACAGCUUGUUCCAGUUCCAUGUACGCAUUGGACAACGCUUUUAGCGCCAUUAGAAACGGAGAAAUUGAUGCUGCCAUCAUAGGCGGAUCGAACUUACUUCUUCAUCCUUUUGUAACCCUUCAGUUUGCGAGACUUGGUGUGCUGGCCCCAGACGGCUAUUGUCGUCCUUUUGACAAAGAUGCUAGCGGUUACACACGAUCGGAAACCAUUAACUGCCUUUUUCUGCAACGGAAGCGAGAUGCUAAACGUGUUUAUGCAAGUGUAAUUUAUUCAAAAACGAACUGUGAUGGAUACAAACCAGAGGGUAUUACAUAUCCGUCGGGCAAAGUGCAGGAAAAAUUGCUCGACGAAUUCUACAAGGAGAUUGACGUUACACCAAACGACUUGGGCUAUUUGGAGGCUCACAGCACAGGGACUGUGGUGGGGGAUCCAGAGGAGUGCAAAGCGAUUGACAAUGUUCUUUGUAGCCACAGACAAGAGCCUUUAUUGGUUGGAUCCGUCAAAUCAAAUGUUGGCCAUUCGGAAGCAGCUUCAGGUAUCUGUUCGCUGGUAAAAGCCUGUUUUGCCUUUGAAACUGGUUUCAUAGCACCAAAUAUCAACUUUACCGAAGUGAAAUCUGUAAUUGCACCCUUGGCCGAGGGACGAUUGAUUGUAGUUAAAGACGUCACCCCACUCCCAAAACCAUGUAUCGGCAUAAACUCCUUCGGAUUUGGUGGGGCGAAUGCUCACGCCCUUUUAAAAGCUUAUCCGAAGUCAAAGGCUAAUUUUGGCCUACCAGACGAUGAUAUCCCACGAAUUCUCACCUGGGCAGGAAGAACAGAGGAGGCAGUCAAUGAGAUUUUCAAUGCUGUGGAGAAAAAACCGUUGGAUGCGGAAUUUAUUGGAUUACUUCAGAACAUUCAAGAGAGCGACGUAUCUGGCAUGGUCUUCCGUGGCUACGCAAUUUUUGACAAGCAAGGGGAAGCUCCUGCAAAAGCAUUAGCCAGAGAUGUCCAACACUACACUGGUCUCCAGCGGCCCAUAGUGUGGGUGUAUAGUGGAAUGGGCUCGCAGUGGCCCGAAAUGGGUGCGUCGCUUAUGGUCAUCCCCCGAUUCCGCGAGUCCAUAGAAAUAUGCCAUCAGACUCUCAAACCGAAAGGAGUUGACCUCAUACACAUCCUAACUUGCAACGAUCCCACAACUUACCAAAAUAUUUUGCACUCCUUCGUGGGUAUAGCGGCGGUGCAAAUCGGUUUGACUGACGUCUUGCGGUCUCUAAACUUGGAGCCGGACUUCAUUAUCGGGCAUUCUGUGGGUGAACUGGGCUGCGCAUAUGCCGACGGUGGUCUCACCCCACAGCAAAUGAUACUAGCCGCCUAUUACCGCGGAAGAGUAAGUGUGGAUGUGGACAAAAUUAUGGGCUCCAUGGCAGCAGUCGGAAUUGGCUACAAGUCAAUUCAGCCCAUGCUGCCCGAAUCCAUCGAAGUGGCCUGUCACAAUGGUCCGGACAGUUGUACCAUCUCCGGACCAGUCGCUGAUGUCACUCGUUUCGUAGAUGAACUAAAAUCGAAGAGUAUAUUUGCUAAAGAAGUGCCCUGCUCCAACAUCGCCUACCACUCAAAAUACAUUGCCCACAUGGGGCCCCCACUGCUUCAGUACAUGAGGGAAACUGUGCCACAUCCCAAAGUGAGAACCGAUAAGUGGCUGAGCACCAGUGUUCCCAAAAGCGAAUGGGAUCAUGCUGAGCGCAAGCUGUGCUCCGCUGAGUACCAUACUAAUAAUUUGCUGAGCAGUGUCCUCUUUGAAGAAACAUUUGCGAUGCUCCCAAAAAAUGCCUUGACCAUUGAAAUUGCACCGCACGGCUUGCUGGGCGCUAUUCUGAAGCGAUCCAUGCCCAGUGGGGUUCACAUUCCACUCACGAAUAGGGGAAACAAGAACAACGCCUUGUUCUUUUUGUCUGCACUGGGAAAAACAUACCAAAAUGGAUUGAUGGUUCCGGUUUCGAAUUUGUACCCAAAAACUGACUUCCCCGUGUCGCGGUCCACGCCCAGCAUCAGCUCACUCAUCCGUUGGGAUCACAGUGAGGAUUGGUUUGUGACAAAGUAUGAAAAUAUGAAAACAAAGUCCAGUGGGGAGCGAAUAUUUCCAGUUAAUUUAGCUAGUGACAACGAGGAGUUUAUGAGUGGUCACGUUAUCGAUGGUAAAAUCUUGGUCCCAGCCACAUGCUACCUGCAGUACGUUUGGGAAACAUUCUCUCUUAUGUACCAUGGUCCCAGCUAUAUGGAUGUACCGGUCGAGUUCGAAGACGUACGCUUUUUGAGGGCCACGAACAUGUCAGUGAAUGGCGAAGUGGAAUUGAAUGUCAUGAUUCACUAUGGCACCGGUCACUUUGAGAUAACGGAAGCGGGUAGUUUGGUUGUCACUGGCAUUAUAAGAGAGAUUGAGAGUCGCACCAUACCUGAGGUAUAUCAUUUCCAAAAGGAAUCAGAGUUUCCGAUGGUAGCAAAAAAAGACUUCUACAAAGAACUAAGACUACGCGGAUAUCAUUACAAUGGAGCAUUCAAGGCAGUACAUAAGGCCCGUUCGGAUGGGCUCUACGGACAGGUGGAGUGGAACUAUAAUUGGGUAACAUUCAUGGAUGCGAUGCUGCAAAUUCAGAUCCUGGGAACUGAUUCUCGGACUCUCCUGCUGCCAACAAAGAUUCGAAAACUCCGAAUAAAUGGCCUGCACCACUUUGCCGAACUCACCAAACUGGAUCCUGAGAAUCGUUUCUUCGACGUAUACGUGGAUCAAAAGUACGAUCGGAUUAUUGCGGGUGGCAUUGAGCUAGUCGGUCUUCAUGCCAGUCCCGUCCAAAGACGCAGGCCUCCCGGAAUUCCCAUCCUGGAGAAAUAUGAAUUUCUCCCUUUCGUGACGUCUCCGGCGAUAUCGUUGGAAAAUGCUGCCCGAAUUUGUGUGCAACUGGCCCUAGAAAAUAAUGCUACAUUGAAACUGAAGCUGGUCGAAGUAGAUACAGAUGGCAGGAAUACGGUUUUAAACGAAUUCCUGGAAGCUAUCGAGGACCUGCCAGUAAUUACGGGAGACUACAUGUUUUUGACAUCCAAAAAGGUCGACGAGAUUCCAGGCAUUCAUAUUGAAAAUGGAAAUUUGUCCACGCAAUCGAAUUGUCAUUUCGUUGUUUGUGGUGGUGUCUGCGGAGAUCGAAACAGGGAAGUUAUUGAAACCGCCAAAAACGUGCUUACAGAAAGUGGAUAUCUGCUGAUAAGAGCGCAAUCCAAUAUCGAAAGCGUACAUUUAGAAGUCUACGAUCAGUUCCGAACGAUUUCAAUAAUUCCCAUUGAAAACAAUGAGGAGACAUUUGUUCUCCUCCAGAAAGUUCCAAAGAACCUGCAAAUAGAACCAGUCAUUGUGAAAGUCUCCGAAAAUGAUGAAAAAUUCAAGUGGAUCGCUCCGAUUCAGUCUGCGCUCGGCUCAAAGACACCUGUUGUUUUGUAUUCCUUUAAUGAGGAGCUCAAUGGACUCAUUGGGCUGGUGAACUGCUUGCGCAAAGAGCCAGAUGGCAACUUGAUUAAAUGUUUCUUUGUUUCGGACGAAACAGCCCCCCCGUUCAAUUUGACAGAUCCCUUCUAUGCAGCUCAGCACUCGCUCGGGUUGGCAAUUAACAUCUAUCGCAAUGGCACCUGGGGGAGUCUGAGACACUUGAAAUUGCCCAAGACUGAUAGACAGAUGGCCAGAUUGGAUCACAUCUAUGGAAAUGUGAUUCAACGUGGAGAUUUGUCAACCCUCCGCUGGCUUGAGGGCCCGCUGGAUCCGCAAGACUGCAUGAUCAAAAUUGCGUACUCUUCGCUCAAUUUUAGAGAUGUUAUGCUGGCAACGGGUCGCUUGGCCGUUGAGUUAUAUGGCUCCAGUCGAAUAGACCAGAAUUGUGUUCUGGGCUUCGAGUAUUCCGGGAUCAACACCGUAACGGGUCGGCGCAUCAUGAGUAUGGUUGUCAAGGGUGGCGUUGCCUCUUACGUGGAGAAGCCGUCAAAGCUCAUUUGGGAUAUUCCCGAUCACUGGUCCCUGAAGGAGGCAGCCACCGUGCCAGUGGUAUAUAUAACCGUAUACUACGCCUUCUUCAUGGUGAGUGACAUACGGAAAGGAAAAAGUAUACUUAUACAUGCCGGAACCGGGGGCAUUGGACUUGCCGCGAUUCGAGUGGCAUUGGCCUACAACAUGGAAGUUUUUACAACUUGCAGUACUCCUCAAAAGAAACAGUUCCUGCUGGAUACAUUCCCACAACUAAAAGAGGCAAACAUUGGAAACUCGCGGGACACAUCUUUUGAGCUAAUGGUUCAGCGCGAGACGGAUGGAAAUGGUGUGGAUUUUGUGUUGAACUCCUUGUCUGAGGACAAGCUUCUUGCUUCGGUUCGUUGCCUUGGAAAGUCAGGCCACUUCUUGGAAAUCGGAAAGUUCGAUAUGGCCAACGACAGCAAGCUUGGAAUGGGAUGCUUUCUGAAGGAGAUCACUUUCCAUGCUGUCUUGGCAGAUAGUCUGCUCGUGGCUCCCGAAGAAGAUAUUUGGCGCUUGAAAAGUUUAAUUGAUGCGGAUAUUGCCAAAGGUGUAAUUCAGCCGUUGCCCGUCACGGUGUUCCCGGCUCAUGAAAUUGAGCAGGCAUUUAGGCACCUCAUUGGUGGAAAACACAUCGGAAAAGUAGUAAUCCAAGUUCGGGAAACACCCGAGGAUGCGGCUACCUUACCAGUGCGAGUGAUGAGCCAGAUCUACUUCAAACCAAACUUAUCCUACGUCAUUCCGGGCGGACUAGGCGGCUUUGGAAUGGAGCUGGCUGACUGGAUGGCUCUGCGUGGGGCACGAAAGCUGAUACUCAGCUCCAGUCGCGGCAUAACGAAGGACUAUCAGUCUUACCGAAUUGCGCUUUGGAAGACUUACGGCUGCGAAGUAAUGGUUAACACGGCGGAUAUAUCGUCCGUUGAUGGCUGUCAAAAGUUGCUGUCAGAGGCUUCUAAAUUGGGUCCUGUGGGUGGUAUUUUCAAUCUGGCUGUAUUGCUGCGUGACGGCAUUUUUUCGAACCAAAGCAUGGACCAAUUUGUGGAGAGCUUUUCUCCUAAAGCGGUAGCAACAAAACAUUUGGAUACCUUAUCACGGGUAUUUUGCCCAGAACUGGAACACUUUGUGGUGUUCUCCAGUGUUUCCUGUGGCCGUGGAAAUGCCGGUCAAACAAAUUAUGGAAUGGCCAAUUCUGUUAUGGAACGCAUAAUCGAAUGUCGCCACAGAGAUGGGUUGCCAGGUAAAGCCAUCCAGUGGGGUGCGGUUGGCGAGGUGGGACUUGUGGCGGACAUGGCAGAAGACAAAAUUGACAUGGAAAUAGGAGGAACCCUUCAGCAGCGAAUCUCAUCAUGUCUGCAAGAGCUUGACAACUUGUUGAGCGCCGAAUCGCCAAUCGUUGCUAGUAUGGUCGUCGCCGAGAAACGUUCUGGACGAUCUGGUAACGAAAGUAUUAUCGAUGCUGUUAUGAAUAUCAUGGGCAUUCGGGACUUGAAAUCGGUAUCGCUGGGCACAACGCUGUCAGAGAUGGGUAUGGACUCGCUGAUGGCAGUCGAAAUCAAGCAAACCCUUGAGCGUGACUUCGAGCUGGUUUUGUCGCCGCAAGAUCUACGAUCGCUUACAUUCCAGAAACUUCAGGAGUUCGUUGAUGCCAGGGAGAGAGAGAAUACUGAUGACAUCAAAAUGAUAUUUGCAUCAGAAAGUAACCUCUUAGGCAUGGACAUGCUUCUUCGAAACUUGGGCGACGAAGCACAUUGCGAUGAAGUCAUGAUUCCACUGAACACAUCAGCAGCUCCUUCAAAACAGAGCUUCCCACCAAAUAUAAUAAUUCCUGGGCUAGAGGGAACUGCGGGUCAGGCCUGGUACCAUAUUGGAUCGAAUUUGCAAAGCAGGGCCGUUGUCCUACAGCUCCAUCAAUUUGCCAGCCUGGAGACUGUUCGAGAAAUAGCUGAGCAGAGCUUAGAACGUGUCAAGCCCAUUUUGAAGCCGACAGAACCCUUUUAUAUCAUUGGAUACUCCUUUGGUACUUUUGUGGCCCUUAAGCUUGCAGAGCUACUGGAAAACGCUGGCUUCCGUGGACAUAUUUUGCUGUUAGACGGAGCACCUCAUUUCUUAAAACGACUCACUAAUCUUCACUUGGGGGAGAACUUUUCGGAUAACGACCUCUACGACCUUCUUUUAACUAGAAUCGUCAGCAAGAUAUUCCAUCAGGAGUCGACUGCUACAGUUUUCCACAAGAUCAAGAGCCUUGAGGAAAAAAUGAAACUGUUCAUGGAGUAUGUGGAAAAGCAGAAGGUGUACAGCAAAGAGUACGCUACUACAAUGGUAGGCGCCAUGUUUCGAAGGGUGAAAAUGGCAGCUACAUUUGAUUUGGACAGUACCAUGAACCUUAAGUCUCCCAUAACUCUAAUCCGUCCAGCAGAGGUUUCUCUUCAAGACAUCGAUGAAGACUAUUGUGUUUCACAGCUGACAUCUGGCAAAGUGGUGCUUAAAGUAAUUGAAGGAAAUCACACAACUAUGCUGGAUAAUCCAGCACUCGCCAAGAUAAUAAACGAUUUUGACCCAGCACUUUUGGAUGACAAAAACUUUGAGGAAUAUAUUCGAGACGAUAAGCCCGUUGCGGUGGUGUAAAUAUAAUCAUCUCACAUAAUUUCUCUCCAAAGAAACGA
This is a messenger RNA of Drosophila guanche, 7361 nucleotides long. RefSeq names its product fatty acid synthase (gene FASN3). The record is from RefSeq and is a predicted model, not a curated record. NCBI's taxonomy places the organism in Eukaryota, Metazoa, Arthropoda, Insecta, Diptera, Drosophilidae. The transcript is spliced from 10 exons. Gene Ontology annotation, biological process: fatty acid biosynthetic process. Gene Ontology annotation, molecular function: phosphopantetheine binding; fatty acid synthase activity; 3-oxoacyl-[acyl-carrier-protein] synthase activity. Bases 142 to 7323 code for a protein of 2393 amino acids.